AUGUCGACCGAUACCGUUUCACCGUUUCGUAUUUCGCUGCACGACCAGCUCGGCCUGGAACGCAAUGAGGCCUUCCGUGCCAUGCGCGAACAGCUGCGCCGCCAGGACUGCGGCAUGGAAGGUCCCAGCUUCUGUUCUGCCCAUCGCCACGAGUGCAGCUCCGCCGAGCAGGACUCUUUCCGCCUGCAUCGCGACAUCAUCCAUACUCUCCUCGUCCCACUAUUCCUGAUCAACCAUCAGGCCGGGCGCAUCGCUGCUCGUGCCCUGCCCAGCAAAAAGGGCGCCGAGCCCGAGCGAGUCUUCCGGGGCGAGGCCCGCAGUGCCUUUUCCUGGCUCAAUUGUAUUCUCACCGAAGAACACGAUUGGUAUCUGACGGCGCGGUGCCCUGCAUGCAUCGUCCUUCACGUUCUCAACUCCGAGCCUACAAUCCGCUUUGUGACCGUGGCCGCACAACUCGCCGGACCCCGUUCCGGUUUCGGCUGCUGGCUCGCAGCCCUCGAGACUGCCGUCUGCGAAGACUCCUUCUGGGGCGACUCUUUCUGGCCCGAGAUCGAGGAACGCGCUUCGCGCUUGACUGAAGGUGUGCAGGAGCUGGUUCGCCAGUGUCACGAACUGCGAGCCACCCUCGACAGCCCAGCCUGUACUCCUCCUUUGGCCAAAACCUCUGUCCCGGUCUACGAGCGCUCGACUUCCGCCUGCACUAUUGCUAUCAAGCCCUCCAGCUUUGCCCGAAAACAGGUUCGGCUCGGCCGUGAGGAGCAGCGCUACCGGUCAUCAAUGGCGCGGAACGCAUGGAACUGCUCGCGUGAGUUGCGUCAGCCGCUGGGCGGCAGCGCUCCUACCCAGUCGCGCCGACGCUCUAUGACGUCUUGA
Molecule: messenger RNA, 873 nt
Organism: Penicillium cinerascens
Lineage: Eukaryota; Fungi; Ascomycota; Eurotiomycetes; Eurotiales; Aspergillaceae
Exons: 1
Coding region: 1-873 (290 amino acids)
Source: RefSeq, a predicted model, not a curated record